AUGGAGCCCCCGCCUGACUCUCUUCUUUAUUAUCUCUCAGUUGGCCUCCCUGCCAUCCCAGUCCUGGGGGCUACCCCCUCUAAAAGCACAGCGAGUGCGGCAUAUAGCAUAAGAGAUAUUCGAGAAAUUGCCCCAUGGCCAGAGUUUAACUACUCGACCAUCCUCGACCGAUUUGGCCCACUCCUGAAUGACACCCAAAUCCCGCUUGACAAUUACAUGUCACCACCCCAUCCGAUCAAAAGUGAGAAGCACUUGCAAUCACACUUCAGUGCAUUGGUGAUGCCUCGUGUUCGGCGCGCGCUUCGUGCUGGCCUCGACCAGCCUACCCAAGAGCUGCCCCAGCAGAAAAUUGUUGCUAUGACUCUCACAGACGGAACGGCCGCCAAAACCAUCAAUCAAUUCGUUCCCGACACCGCGUUUGUCCCCGUGGGUAGCAACCCCUCAACUGCCAUCAACCGGGCACCGGGGGAUCUCAAAGUCUCCUGGAAAUGGAAGUACUCCAACUGGAACUCGGACGACAGAGUUUUGCGCUCAGAGUACUUGAAAACCAUGGCGCAGGUUAAUUUCCACAUGGCCCAACAUGGCGCUCGCCACGGUUUUAUUCUCACGGACACCGAAUUGGUUGCUAUCAAACGCUUGGAUACCAACGGUCGACUGGCGGUUGCUGAGCCAAUCCCAUGGACAAAUGGCGGGAUCGGUCAGCUUUCGGUGUUGUUGGGGCUAUGGUAUAUAGGCAUGCUGGCAGCAGAGGACACAUGGAGUCUGUCCUAA
Messenger RNA from Penicillium alfredii, 771 nucleotides. RefSeq lists its product as uncharacterized. The record is from RefSeq and is a predicted model, not a curated record. Lineage: Eukaryota; Fungi; Ascomycota; Eurotiomycetes; Eurotiales; Aspergillaceae. The transcript has a single exon. The coding region runs from base 1 to 771 and encodes 256 amino acids.